AUGGGCCCCCGUACCGCCUCCUCAUGCUGCUGCCAGGCCCGUAAUCUGCCAUGGGCCCCUGUACCGCCUCCUCAUGCUGCUGCCAGGCCCGUAAUCUGCCAUGGGCCCCCGUACCGCCUCCUCAUGCUGCUGCCAGGUCCAGAGUCUCUCAUGGGUCCCUGUACGGCCUCCCAUUGCUGCUGUCUCCAUCGCCACACUCUGCCAUGUGCCACUUUCAGGUCUCCUCACACUGCUGGUGUGUUCCAUUUUGUCAUAGGGUGCUGGCAGAUUACGGGCCUCCCAUUGCUGCUGCCAGGCCCCUGUAAUCUGCCAUGGGCCCCUGUACCGCCUCCUCAUGCUGCUGCAGGUCCAGAGUCUCUCAUGGGUCCCUGUACGCCUCCCAUUGCUGCUGUCUCCAUCGCCACACUCUGCCAUGUGCCACUUUCAGGUCUCCUCACACUGCUGGUGGGUUUCCAUUUUGUCAUAGGGUGC
This is a messenger RNA of Staurois parvus, 471 nucleotides long. The record is from the annotation of a GenBank genome assembly. NCBI's taxonomy places the organism in Eukaryota, Metazoa, Chordata, Amphibia, Anura, Ranidae.